CACACUUUUAUAGUUCUAUAAUGGACAAUAACUUUAGAUUAGCAUCUAGGCUGUUAAAUAAUUUUCAAAGUGAUGAAACUAAACAAAUUUAUAUUAUUUUACACAUUAAUAACAACCAUUGGACAGUUGCAAAACUUGAUAUGGAAUCAAAAAAAAUUUCCCAUCAAAAUGCAACUUUAGAUUGUGGAAUAAUUGUUUUAAAUUAUAUUGAACAAGAAAUUGGGAUAAGUAAUCAAUCAUGGAGUAUGCAACAAUCUGAUUAUUUUAGAAUUAGAUAUUUAUGUGUAACUCUAAAUUGCAAUUCAGAAGAAUUUGGUUUUCCACAAGGUGUUGGAGAUAAUUUUCCAUUACAAUCAUAUUUGGAUGAAAAUGGCAACAAUAUUGAUUGCAAUGAUAAUAAAUAA
Entrophospora candida is the source of this 404-nucleotide messenger RNA. The record is from the annotation of a GenBank genome assembly. Lineage: Eukaryota; Fungi; Glomeromycota; Glomeromycetes; Entrophosporales; Entrophosporaceae.